GUCAAGACCAGAACGCAAUCUGAGUGUCUUCUGCUAUGCAGAGUUUAAACUUAGACUGAUGGGCUAUUCAUGUCUCGUCCCUGGAUUCUCCACAUUACUGGCAAACCUUAUUUUGCCAGAUAUGGCAGAAGACAUGGGCAAUACCCAUGACUUCAUCUGGGAGAAAGAGUACAACUUUGGCAGAAGCUCUUUUGUCUACACUACCCAUUAUGGUCUCUUUUGAAAGCCUGACAUUGCAUGAGGCUGUUGAAUUAUGCUUCAAGAAGUUGGGGCUCAUCCUUUUAGGCAUCAAAACUGAUGAGGGCCAUAGUAGCAAGAUCAUUGUAUAUCCUAGCAAUGCAUAUUUUGUCAUCCCAGAAAAUACUGUGGGAUAUUUUUGCACUCGGGAAAUUGAGAUUCUUCAAAGAGCUUCGGUACAUUGUUCCUUGUGCAGUCAGGAUGAGGAAAGACUGUUUGAUGGCCCUUGUAAAUGUGAUAAGACUGAAAAGAGAAAGAUGAAAGUUAAGGCCCAGGAUUGUGACAAGACCUCAGUCUGUGCUUCAGAUGCUGGUCCUGCAAGACCUUUACAGACAGUAGAUGAGAAUUUUGUUGGCUCCUCUGAGAAAAAGUUUGAUGAGUUCAUAAAGACACAAGACGAGCUGAAGGCUUUUGAUUUACACGGCCAUGUAGUUGUCUUCAUCAUAGCCAAUCAAGAUUCGCCAGCCAGUGGACUCGAGAACCUAUGCCAACCUUUGAGGUCCAAUUGUGUCCAUCCUUCUCACCUCCAUAGGAUCAUCAUCAUAGGACCACUCGACUACCUGAGGAAAGAAUGGGUCCAGUUACGGGGAAUCCCUGAGAUUUACUUUGCUGAUGGUUAUCCAUGGGCCAAAGAAACCCUAGAGGUUGUGAAACUGGCCUCUUGCCAGAUGUGUGUCCUCCUCAAUGCAGGACCAGAGAAACUAGAUUCAAAUUUCAACUUCGCAUUUGAAGUGCUGAAGGCGACUUCAAGUCAGUUAGUUCGCACCAAGAACAAGGCAGCUAUGAUGUUUGGCGGUGCUCCCACAGUGAACAGACUUUGCAACUUCUGUAAGAGGCUUCCUGUUCUAGUGAGCCAUGUCACUGAUGAGCCGAUGACAUCUGCCAAUGACACCCUUGCAGUGGCCAUAGGAUGGACAAUUCCUCCUGCACUCUGUCACUCCUUUGCAUAUUUGAACUAUAGCAGACCAGAUGUCCUCCGUUUUGCGUGCACACUCCUGCAAGGUGGACUAUCACAUGAAUCUCUUGUGGAACAAAGUUGGGUUGGUUAUGAUCAGGUUCAAGUACGACUACUAGAUCCUCUAGAUGCAAAGUAUGAGACAAUCAAUAAUAGAGGAACAUAUGGAGAACUCUUUUGCCUUGCCCUGCAUAGCAACAUGCUAUGCCUUGGACUCUACAGAGAACUGGUUGAAUGUUCUGAAGAACCUCGUGCGAGAUAUGUGAUAACAAACCCUGAAGAUAAUUUUGAAGUGUACUCGACUGACCUCGUGUUCGUCCUGUGCCGCAGAUCGAAGGAGGACAGUCAACCCAGAAGAUCUGAUUGUGGACUUGAAGCUUAGAGAAUUAUAGGGGCAACGAUGCUUCUAAUGAAGUGGUGAGGGACAGAGGAAACAGACUUAGUAGCAGCAAGUCAGACAAAUGUUCGUGGUCCACAAGUUGUCAUCACUCCUCAGCAAAUGAUUAGGAAGAAGGCAAUCAUGAGGCCAAUUUUAUUUUAUUUCUUCCUUCAGUUAGGCAGUUAUCUAAUAGAUCUUAAUGGUGUACUAUUUUGUAUUUAGUUAACUCAUCAACUGAGUUUAAAGUAUAGGAGUAGGAUCAUCUGAUAAUCAGUUCCAGGAGUCAUUUUUAUAUCAAGUCAUGAUGUUGCUUUUCCUUUAUUUUGCAAGUAGAAUAUCUGUAAUGGGCCUGAAAAUAUUUUUAUUUUUAAGUGUGGAAUAGAGAAUCUACAACCAUUUCCCUUAAGGGUCCAUGCCGUGUGUUUUUUUUUUCCUCUCUUUUUUUAGUAAAUAAAGAGAAAUUGAC
Penaeus chinensis is the source of this 2037-nucleotide messenger RNA. Its product is annotated as calcium-activated potassium channel subunit alpha-1-like. The transcript is spliced from 14 exons. The record is from RefSeq and is a predicted model, not a curated record. Bases 147 to 1574 code for a protein of 475 amino acids. Gene Ontology annotation, molecular function: large conductance calcium-activated potassium channel activity. Lineage: Eukaryota; Metazoa; Arthropoda; Malacostraca; Decapoda; Penaeidae.